This is a messenger RNA of Calidris pugnax (ruff), 8902 nucleotides long. It is a transcript of the gene PDPR, whose product is annotated as pyruvate dehydrogenase phosphatase regulatory subunit. The transcript has 18 exons. The coding region runs from base 184 to 2832 and encodes 882 amino acids. Gene Ontology annotation, cellular component: mitochondrion; cytoplasm; mitochondrial matrix. NCBI's taxonomy places the organism in Eukaryota, Metazoa, Chordata, Aves, Charadriiformes, Scolopacidae. Gene Ontology annotation, molecular function: protein binding; oxidoreductase activity. The record is from RefSeq and is a predicted model, not a curated record.
CGCAGGCACGGUGUGAAAUCCCAGCGCCCUCACGUCCUGUGGUAAAAGCGGCGCUGCCGGGGGUCCCCGAGCCGGUUACUGCCGUGACAGGCGUUGGUUCCUCCCUCAGAAGGAGCGGUGCCGAGGUCACGUCUGGAGGCAUCUAAGGCGGUGCUAUAAGGAAACUGACAAAUAGCCCCCGGGAUGUUUCUCCGGUUACUCUCAGAUGUCCGGUGGCGGGCAGCUAACCCAAAAUGGAGGAGGAGGACGACGACGACCUGCUGCCGGCGAAGCACCUCGAGCACAGCAGAACCUCACCCCGUCUCCUUGCCGGCACGGGCGCAGGUUGUCAUCUGCGGUGGCGGGAUCAUGGGCACCUCCGUGGCGUAUCACCUCUCCAAGAUGGGCUGGAAGGAUAUAGUCUUACUGGAGCAGGGCAGGUUGGCUGCUGGUACCACCCGCUUCUGCGCGGGCAUCGUGAGCACGGCCAGGCACGUGUCCAUAGAGCUGAAGAUGGCAGACUAUUCCAACAAGCUCUACCAGCAGCUGGAACAAGAGACGGGAGUAAACACAGGGUACACGAAGACAGGCUCUAUUUCCCUGGCUCAGACUCAGGACCGGCUCAUCUCUCUGAAGCGCAUUGCUGCAUCGCUGAAUGUCAUGGGGAUACCUUGUGAAAUUAUCACCCCAAAGCAAGUGGCACAGCUCCACCCCCUCAUCAACAUCCAUGACCUUGUGGGGGCCAUGUAUGUGCCAGAAGAUGCGCUGGUGUCAUCUGCCAAUGUGAGUCUGGCUCUGGCAACCGCUGCCUCGCGGAACGGUGUGCAGAUCCACGAACGGACGAGUGUCAGCCAUGUCUCGGUCCAGAAGGGUCGUGUGACUGGAGUUGAGACCGACAGAGGACAGAUUCAGUGCCAAUACUUCGUCAACUGUGCUGGCCAGUGGGCCUAUGAGUUGGGCCACUCUGGGGAGGAACCAGUCAAUAUCCCACUCCAUGCCUGUGAACACUUCUACCUCCUGACCCAUCCUUUGAAGGAACCUCUGGCAAGCAACUUACCCACUGUCGUAGACCCGGAUGGCAGGAUCUACAUACGCAACUGGCAAGGUGGCAUCCUCUCGGGGGGCUUUGAGAAGAACCCCAAACCUCUCUUCACCGAGGGACGGAACCAGCUGGAGAUCCAGAACCUUCAGGAGGACUGGGAUCAUUUCGAGCCGCUCCUGAGCGCGCUCCUGCGCAGGAUGCCGGAUUUGGAGGCUCUGCAGAUCAUGCAGCUGGUGAACUGCCCCGAGUCCUUCACGCCAGACAUGCGCUGCAUCAUGGGGGAGUCACCCACCGUGCGGGGCUACUUUGUCCUGGCCGGCAUGAACUCAGCUGGUAUCUCCUAUGGUGGGGGAGCAGGCAAGUACCUGGCAGAGUGGAUGGUGAAUGGGUAUCCCUCAGAAAAUGUCUGGCCUCUGGAUUUGAAACGUUUUGGUACCCUUCAGAGCAGCCGCACCUUCCUCCGGCACCGCGUGAUGGAAGUCAUGCCCCUCAUGUGUGAUCUGAAGGUUCCCCGCUGGGACUUCCAGACGGGCAGGCAGCUGCGUACGUCGCCCUUGUACGACCGGCUGGACGCCCAGGGGGCCAGGUGGAUGGAGAAGCACGGAUUUGAGAGAGUCAAGUACUUUGUCCCACCUGGGAAAGAUCUGCUGGAUUUGGAUCAGAGCAAAACCUUUUACAAGCCGGACUGGUUUGAUAUUGUGGGUUCGGAGGUGAAGUGCUGUAAGGAAGCGGUUUGUGUCAUUGACAUGUCGUCUUUUACCAAGUUUGAAAUAAGCUCCACGGGAGACCAGGCCCUGGAGGCUCUGCAGUAUCUCUUCUCCAACGACCUGGAUGUGCCGGUGGGGCACGUGGUGCACACGGGCAUGCUUAACGAGAAGGGAGGGUACGAGAACGACUGCAGCAUAGCACGGCUGAGCAAACGCAGCUUCUUCAUGAUUUCCCCAACUGACCAACAAGUCCAUUGCUGGGCCUGGCUGAAGAACCGCUUGCCCGAUGACAGCAACCUGACCAUGGAGGACGUGACCUGGAAAUACACAGCUCUCAAUCUGAUCGGCCCUCGUGCUGUGGAUGUGCUGUCAGAGCUGUCCUACGCCCCGAUGACUCCAGAGCACUUUCCCUCUCUCUUCUGCAAGGAGAUGAGCGUGGGCUACGCUAACGGCAUCCGCGUGAUGAGCAUCACUCACACAGGAGAGCCUGGGUUCAUGCUUUAUAUCCCCAUAGAGUACGCCCUUCACGUCUACAAUGAGGUGAUGAACAUGGGGCAGAAGUACGGGAUUCGCAACGCCGGUUACUACGCCCUCCGCAGCCUGCGCAUCGAGAAGUUCUUUGCCUUCUGGGGCCAGGAUCUGGAUGCCUUUACCACUCCCAUGGAGUGUGGACGCGAGUUCCAGGUCAAGCUGGAAAAGGGAAUGCAGUUUGUUGGCCAGGAGGCGCUGCUGGAGCAGAAGCAGCACGGCGUGUACAAGCGCUUUACCAUGUUCAUCCUGGAGGACCACGACACGGACACGGACCUCUGGCCCUGGUGGGGGGAGCCCAUUUUCCGCAACGGCCGUUACGUGGGCAAGACCACCAGCAGCGCCUACAGCUACAGCCUGGAGCGCCACGUCUGCCUGGGCUUCGUGCACCACUUCGACGAGAAGACGGGAGAAGAGCUGGUGGUCACCACUGACUUCAUCAACCAGGGCGAGUACGAGAUCGACAUCGCCGGGCAGCGCUUCCAGGCCAAAGCCAAGCUCUACCCCUUCAGCUCCCUCUUCACGCACCGGCGCCGCAAGGACGAGGUGGAACUGAGUGGCUACCAGAGGGAGUAGCGCUGAUGAGACCUCACCCGCUCCUCAUCCCACGCUGGAGUCUUCUCCCACCAUCUUCCAGUCCUUUCUCCUCACCCCCUUACGUUUCUUUCUUUCUCGUCUUGCAACUUUUAAACUUUUUCCAGUGUGCUACCUUUUGUAUAUUUUAAAACUUGGAUUUUCGAGCUUUCCCCCAUCCUGGCUGUCUCCCUCCUUCAGCCCUUCGCUCGCCAGGCUUCCCCGUGCCCCGGUGGCUGAGCCUGCAUCCAGGAGUUGGUGGGAAGCCUGUUGUAGGAGUGAACCCCCCCCCAGAGGCCCUCACGGUGAGGGGAAGGGUUCGGGUGAAGCCCUGAGGAUGACACCCUUCCUCUCUCCAGCGUAAAGCGUCAGGACAGCGGGGAUUUGCUGCCAAAGGCUGUGAUUUCACCCCCUUCUCAUAUCACGUCGUGGAGGGGUGGGUGCGUCGGCGCGCGCGGCAGUAGGACCAUCAGCUACCUCACCGGCACGGGGCACAGCGGGGCAUCAGCGGCACCGAGGGACGGGUUUUUGGGAUAGCCCAGCCCCUCACUGCCCCCGUUUGCCCACCAGUUUUUCUCCCCUAACGAGGAGUCAAGUAGAUUUAAAUCGUCGGGUCGUUGAGAUGACAGCAGCGCCGGUAAGUUUGUUGGGGUUGGGGACUGGAUUUUCUGCGUGGGGUCACUGAAACUCAAAGGCCUUCUAUAAAUAUAAUGGGAGAUCAACACGUGUGUUUCAAUUCUGUAAAGGAACGGGAUUUGUUGGCAUUUUUCUAUUAGCAAAAAUGCUGUUUUCUGACGAGGACAGAUGUUAAUGUUUAGUGUUAGUGGCAGUGUUGAAAUGCUGCUUCCCUUUCAGCUGCACAGCGCGUAGUCUCUGUGGGGAUUUUCUUCCCUCUGUUUAUGUGGCUGGGUGAAGCUGGUCUGGCAAGGGUCAUGUAAGACUUGGGGUGGUUUGGGGAACUUGAGCAGCAGGGAGGGGACAUCAUCUUGUGUUUUCAGCUGUCUGUGGUGAUUUUGCAAUUAGAGGGAAAGACCCAGCAUUUUUUUUUUCACCAGUGGUGCUGGCAGUAUUGCAAGAAACACGGGGUUUUCUCUUGGUGGUGAGAGAGAGCAUCUCAGCACCUCCAGAACUUGUCUUCUGCUUUUCUCCUCAAACCCAUUGCACCUCUUCCUUCUCUCUCUUCAUAGUCCCUCAGCUGAAGGGAUUGAACGGAGGGAGUGGAGGGUUUGUGGUGGGGGGAUUAUAAAUUGCUUUCCUUCAGCAAAGCUCUUUGCCAUCAGGCUCCUUCUUCUUCCCGUUGUGAGCACAAUCAAAAGCAAAGAUUCUCUGUAUUUACUUGAAAAACAUCUGUUAAAUGUUUUCCAUGCCUCUGCCAGCUGCACACUUCGCUAUGGUCUUUCUGCUCCAGCAUCUUUCUGGAGUUCAGCCACAACCUUGCACUGAUGUCUGCCCUGUCAGCCGUGAUGAACACUUUCUCUAUGACCCAGAACCUUUUUUUGGGCACUUUCUUUUCCAGUUAAAUGUUGAGCAUCAGUAGUGUAAAUAUGAGCUCAAAACCUUGCCUGGGUCUUGUCUGAAGUUUGCUUUUUGCUACUUGAGUUGCUUUGGUUGAGUCUGUGGUCUGGCAGUUCACCAUCCAGAGGUUCUCAGCGCGCAGGAGGAGUCUGAUGGCCCUGAGGCAGCAAAGGGGAAAGUCCCAAACCUUUACACCCAGGUGUAAAGCCAAGGUACAGAAGCUGUGAAACCUGGGAGAGGCAGGGAAGGGUGUAAGAAAAUUCAGGAUUUUGAGCAUGUGGGGUAGUAGGUUGAUGUCACUUCUUUGAGCGUGUUCUGCCUGGUGAAGGGUGAGUUCCUUUGUGGUGUGUGACCUCUUCGAGGACUGCAAUCUUACUUCCAAAUUGACGUGUAGAAAUUCCCCGGUCUCUGGAAUGUAGUGACUGUAUCUUCUGGGGAAUCUUGCAAGUUGAGAAUACCCUGCACGGUGGCUCUUGGAGGCAGAGGUUGUCAUUUAUUCCAAGUUCCCCUCUUAGUGCUCUCCAGGUUAAAAUUUUGCCUGGCCUAUCAGGAUUAAUUGCUUAAACAGAAGGUUCAUAAGGCAUCUAGUAGCAGUUUAAAACCCAAUCGCUUCUUUCCUGCAUGGAGGGAUACUGUGAUCCUGCUAUUCCCAUGGGAUGUAUGUGCCAAGGAGGACCUUGGUCCCUCCCUUGGUUUGGUGGGAUGUUGCUGUGCCUUCCUCAUCCAGGGGGAUGGACCUUCAACCAAGGAAGGAGCUUUGUACAUGGCGCUUGGGAUGUGUCUUAGAGCAGCCCUUCUGAUGAGAGUUUAUUGACCGUUUUUCGUCACUGGUGUGAUACUUGUUCAGGAGAAAACAGAGCUGAGGGGAGCUCAAGUACUUAAUGCUGCUCCCAAAGAGAGAUUUUGAGCUCGAAACCAUCCAGUUUGUUCUCUGCAGAGUUAGAACUAGUUAAGACCAACCUGGAAAGUUACCUGCGUGAUGGCCUCUACCAACCGCCCGUUCCUGAAGCAUCAUUUUAAAUCACAGCCUCAUUAUGUUCCUCCUUGGGAUUAUUUUUCCUUUUCCCUAACUUUUUAGGAGCCCACUAGUUCCGUGGACAACUUCUGAUGCGGGUGUCUCUUCCCACAGCGGUUCUGACGAUGAGAGUGUCUUCCCUGGGCUACUCUGGGUCAUUAUGUCUGCUUUGCUGUGUCUAGAUCUCUUGACUUCAUGUACCAAAAAUAGAGAGUGAACAUAAGUCCCCAUCACGUCGAUAGAGAGAGCACUUUGUGUGAUGUUGUGUUUGCUGUUGGAGACAGGGGUGGGCGGCCAGAUAAUUGUCCCUCUCGCAGCUCGUUAACUCCUGCCCUGCCUUUCCCUGCUAUGAAUUCUGAUCCUUGUUUUAUAUCUUGAACCUUUAGAGUGUUAUAGAAUAAUUUGACUUCACACACUUGAACACCCCUCGAGGGGGGGACAAUUGGAUACCCUGUUUUAAAAUAGUGCUGGGUACCGACACCGAGGAAGGGCCUUCUAGUGUCGUGUUUGCUUCCCGAGGUAUUAAAAGGGUGAUGUAAGGCUCUAAUCCCUUUAUCUGAUGACUAAAAGUAGGGUGCCUAAAAAAAGAAACAACGAAAUCAGUCACACCUUCAAAUUAGAAAAUGAGAAAUGGGAUCUUGGAGGCUGCUGUGGCACCGUCUUGGCGUCCACGACGCUGAGCAGCGUGGCCUGCAAAGUUCUACACCGUGGGUCUCAUCCUUAAACCUGCCCUCAAACACUUUCUGCCGAGGGAAAAAGGGGGUUUGUUCUCAUUCUGCCUGGUGGAAAGACUGUGAACCUGGGGUGGGAAAUGCCAAAAUAGCAUCCCCCUCCUCUGCAGCGAAGAGGGGUCACGGCCUCGUUCCCUGCGCGUCGCGGGGGCGUUACCGGUUCUCCGUGCCUUGCAGGGAUGGGAGCAGCCCCCUAGGUUCUGUUCAGGCAGGCAGCUCUGCCAGAGAAACACUCAGAGGAAAGCCAAGUGGGGCUUGGUUUGGGGAAAUAAUUUUAUCUUUUGGGCUAAAAUAUUAUAGGUUGGGCAUAACCCAUUUUAGGAUAAACUUAAUACCCAUCAGUGACAAGGAGAGCGUGGCCUGUGGGAAGAUACCCUACUGGAGGGGUGUUGUGUUUGUGGGAUUGUGUUUUCUUCCCCCAAAAAUCAGCCUCUGAGUGGGUUUGCUGACGUGGGGGUGGUGAAUCCAUCUCUGUGGGAAGGGCUGGCUUGUCCCAGUGUCAUCUGCAGAGUAGCGUGGGCACCUGUGAAGGAGGUGGCACUUGCUGGGCAGCCCCUUCCAGUAGGUGAUUUUCUCCCCGGGGUAUUCCCUUGGCUCACCCUUGUUGCAUCCUUUCCAAAGUUCUCCUGUUUUACUGAGUGCUGAGAGGCUGGAAUAAAAAUGGUGUUAGAGAAGAAGGACUUUAUUGAGAAGAAGGACUUUAUUGUUCAUACUUAACGAUCUGAGGAUAAAAUUAAAGCAAUUAGGAGUGAUGUUUUCUGUUUCAGGAGGAUGUGCUGCAGGGAUUUUCACAUCUGUCUUUGCUGGGCUUAGUUCCUUCUUUUUUUCUCUCUCUUGUUUUGUUCUGCUGACUCCAGUGUCUGGGUUUCAUGUGCGUUGUUGGACAGUUUCUCCUUAUUAUUAUUUGUGGCCAGGAGGGGAGGCUCUGUGAAACCUCCACUGCGUCUCCAGGUCUUGGGGUAAGCUUGGAUUUCCCCACCUUUCCCCUUUUUACAUUCAGGCUGCCCCCGACCACGUUGCUGUUCCUCCCACACCUCCCCAUCCAGCCUCUGCUGCUGCUGCUGCUGCAGGACCUCUGGUGAGCAAGGUUCUCCUCGCUCUGCCUGGUGCUUCAUCGUCAGGGCCAGGCUGGCUCUACAUCUCUCUCUCUCUCUCACGAGGGCAGAAGUUAUUCUGACCUAAACCAGAACACUUACCUGCUGCUAACCUCCAGCAAAACCUCUGCAACCUUCAGAUUCGUCUUCCCAAAUGUUUUUAUUACAGUACUCGGUCAGGUUAGUUUCCAUCCAUUUCAGGAUGCUUUUUUUUGUUUUAAACUACCUUUCCCUUAGAUGAUUGUUUGGAUUAUGUUUUGUUUUUUUUUUUAAAAAAAAGCUUUCAGGACUUGGGGUUAAUGCCAUCAGAUGACUUCAAGCCAUCUCCUAAAAGCAUUUGGAAAUUUUCUUUGCACUUUAAACUUUCCUUAAGUGUUGGGAUUGUAGCCGGCGCACGGCCCUCGGCAGGAGCAGGCUUUGCGCUUGGGGGACAAAAAAACAAACCACUUUAAGUGUUUGCAAACGCCUUAAAGCUUUAGGUGGGGUGUUUGGGCACUGGUUGUUGGGAGAUAUUGCCUGUGGGGAACGAGGGAUCUCCGCGGGGGUGGGAAACUGUAACGAAAGAGGCACCGGAGAAAGGUGUUGGCUUUAAUAUUUAUGGAUUUGUGGGUACCGGGGAGCUGUCAGCACCGUCCCAAUUCAAUCCCAGUUUGAUCCAUUUUGGGUGGUGGAAGAAAAAGUCCUUCUGCUGUGGCACCACCGAGGUUUCUUCCACCCUGCAAAUAACUUGUCCUGGGGAACAAGGGUCUCACUUGCACCCUUUUUCCAGUAUAACCAGGGGCUGGGUAACGUCCCUGAAGUCUUGACUGGGUUCUCCUGCGCCUCGUGGACAGGUGACCCAAGCCGUGCUGGGGGACGGGAGCAGGUCUGCACCCUGCUGUUUCCAGGCAGCUGGAAAUUUCCAGAUGGUGUCUCCCGGAUCCUGGGGAAGGGUUGGGGAAGGCCCUUUCUGGCCCAGACGGACCCCUGGCCUCUGCUCUGGGACAGGUCCCUCCAGCAGAGACUGCCAUCUCCUGAACUUCACCAGUACAUCCCAUCCCCACCAUCAGCUGCACCAGUUCACUUCUCCAAAGCCCCUUCGUGCUUUCAUUGGUCUCCUGAGACCAGAUUCCCAAGGGCUGGUGGGGGGGACGUCGGGAGGGGGACGUCGGGAGUGUGCUGGGGCAGAAGUUUUCAGAACAACUGAAGCUGGACCCUGUGGAGACGUUGGGUGGUUGUUUUUAUUUUCUAGUGCCUUACGCUUGUGAAUGUUGUGGGGUGGGUGGAGCUGAGGUGGGACAGAGCGAGGAGUGACGUUGGUGGCCUGGUUCCCCUGCUCCACCGCGGCCACCUCCCUCUCCCCUGGCGGGGUCUCAGCAAGGAGACCCCGGCACUAAUUAAAAAGCGAUGCUUUUUAAUGAAUCCCUUUGAGCCUGGGGGUUGUGGGCAUGUUCAGCUGGAACACCUGGCAGCGCGUGGUGGGCUUGGGAGAGGAGCUGGGGCUCUUGGCUCCACCAGUUUGGGACCCGGAGGGGUUUGGGAGGGACAAAGCCACUCUGGGGGCCCGAGGACGUGGAGGGUCAUGCCCAGGCUCAGCUGGUGGGGUGAGGUUGCUGCUCCCUGCUGAGGCCAGGCCGUUCACGUGUGCUGUAUUUACACCCUGCUUGGGUUCAUUGGCUGGUUUGGGUUGGCCUAGGCGUCCCUAGGUUUGUAUAUCAAUAAAGAGCCGUUUUAACUAC